Solanum stenotomum is the source of this 1160-nucleotide messenger RNA. RefSeq names its product nuclear transcription factor Y subunit A-7-like. Gene Ontology annotation, molecular function: DNA-binding transcription factor activity, RNA polymerase II-specific; RNA polymerase II cis-regulatory region sequence-specific DNA binding. Lineage: Eukaryota; Viridiplantae; Streptophyta; Magnoliopsida; Solanales; Solanaceae. Gene Ontology annotation, biological process: regulation of transcription by RNA polymerase II. The record is from RefSeq and is a predicted model, not a curated record. Gene Ontology annotation, cellular component: CCAAT-binding factor complex. The coding region runs from base 221 to 829 and encodes 202 amino acids. The transcript has 6 exons.
GGAAGAAGUGCACCGCUAAAAAUAGUGCAACAGAAUGACAAAACUCCAAAGAAGUUGUUCUGUUUUGUAUUCCAAAAGAGACAAGACAGAGUAUAAAGCAGACGAAAGAGAGAGUGUUUAAACAGGAAGCACCACUAUUCAUUUUCUACACUAAGCUUCCAGGAAAGUUGCAUUGCAUAAUCAGGUCUUUCGAUUUGGGGAGUUUGUGACAAGCAGCAUCAUGACGUCCUCCAUACAUGAUCUUUCAGAUAAUUGCGAGAAUGAACAACCACAAAAGCAGUCAGAGAUGCAAAGCCGAUCUUCAUCCCCUGCAGCUGAAUUGUCUGUUCCUGGGACUGUGCCACCAGACAUGCACUACUUGAUACCUUCUCAACUUGGAAAUGCUGAUGCAAUGGUGCAAACAGCUUACCCUUAUCCAGAUCCUUACUACAGGAGCAUUUUUGCACCCUAUGACGCACAACCUUACCCUGCACAACCUUAUCCAGCACAGUCAAUGGUUCGACUUCAGUUGAUGGGAAUUCAACAAGCUGGUGUUCCUCUACCAUCAGAUGUUGCGGAAGAACCUGUUUUCGUUAAUGCAAAACAGUAUCAUGGCAUCUUGAGGCGCCGACAAUCUCGUGCAAAAGCUGAAUCAGAAAAUAAACUUCUAAAAGCUAGGAAGCCCUACUUGCAUGAAUCUCGGCAUUUGCAUGCCCUGAGAAGAGCUAGAGGGUGUGGGGGUCGAUUUAUGACUGCAAAGGAAAAGGAUGAAUCUGAUGAUAAGUCGAAGGCAAUCGCUAAUACUGACUCCAACAAAAUUGAGGUUACUUCUUCAGAAAAUGCUUCUUGAAUUAUGGCGUUGCAAAGCUAGCAGCUGGAUGUGUAAUUCCAAGAUGCUGUUCUCAGUCUUCUUUCUGAGUUUGGUUUUUUAGAUUUAUCGUUUUCCGAUUGUAAUUACUUUUAGCUGUUUCUUUCGCUGAGACUUUAAUAGACACUGAAGGUAAUGGUCAUUAGGUGUAGCAUGUAAAAGUGUUUUUUUCUUCAUAGUUAUUAGGAAGAUAAUAAGUUAGCAGCAGUGCAGGUCAAUUACAUUCUCUUUAUUAGUAUCUUGGUACUAAAGGAGUGUCCCCUAUUUACUUUUGACUCAUUACUCACUGUAUUUCAGAGUUGAUAUUAUUUGU